Dendronephthya gigantea is the source of this 1779-nucleotide messenger RNA. RefSeq names its product aldo-keto reductase family 1 member A1-B-like. Bases 107 to 1084 code for a protein of 325 amino acids. Gene Ontology annotation, molecular function: aldose reductase (NADPH) activity. The transcript has 6 exons. Gene Ontology annotation, cellular component: cytosol. NCBI's taxonomy places the organism in Eukaryota, Metazoa, Cnidaria, Anthozoa, Malacalcyonacea, Nephtheidae. The record is from RefSeq and is a predicted model, not a curated record.
CUGAGUGGUUCAUUUAGGUUCAAUAAUCUAUUGACUGGUUUAUACUUCAGCUGAUAGAGUUUGGUAUAAAAGAACUAUUAACAAGAGAAUUUUAUUUUCUAUAAAAAUGCAAGGGGGAAAAUUUUUGGCAAAGCUGCAGUCAGGUUAUACUAUUCCAUUACUAGGACUGGGAACAUGGAAAAGCAAACCAGGAGUUGUAGGCAGUGCGGUCAAAAGUGCAAUUGAUUGUGGAUACCAACACAUUGAUUGUGCUGCAAUUUAUGGCAAUGAGAAGGAAAUAGGCGAAGCUUUCGCGGAGAAAAUUGGAAAGAAUAUUGAAAGAAAAGAUCUAUUUGUAACUUCAAAAUUAUGGAACACCAAACAUGGAGCAAAUGAUGUUAAACCAGCCUUUGAGAAAACAUUGAAAGAUUUACAGCUAGAUUAUCUUGAUCUGUAUCUAAUUCAUUGGCCUAUUGGACUGAAAUCUGGAGAUAAUCCAUUCCCUAAGAAUGAAGAUGGAAGUCUUCAGUAUAGUGAUGUACAUCCAUUUGAAACAUGGCAAGAAAUGGAGAAGUUAGUGGAUGAAGGCUUAGUGAGAUCUAUUGGGUUAUCUAACUUCAAUAGCAAGCAAGUGAAAGAAAUAGUUUCAAAAGCAAGAAUCAAACCAUCUGUUCUUCAAGUGGAAUGUCAUCCCUAUCUUAACCAGAAAGAACUUAUAAAUUUUUGUAAUCAGCAUGACAUUCUUGUGACAGCAUAUAGUCCACUUGGAUCACCAGAUCGUCCUUGGGCAAAACCUGAGGAUCCGCUGUUGUUAGAUGACAAUAAAAUUGUUGCAAUUGGCAAGAAGUACAACAAAACUGCUGCCCAAGUUUGUAUCAGGUUCCAAAUAGAACGAGGACUUUCUGUUAUUCCUAAAAGUACUUCAGCUCAAAGAAUCAAAGAGAAUAGCAAGGUGUUUGACUUCAGUUUAUCACCUGAAGAUAUGAGUAUAAUUGAAUCAUUUCACAGACCAUGGAGAGCUUGCAUUCCAAUGAUAGAGGUUAAUGGAAAACAAGUACCACGCGAUGCGCAUCAUCCUCAUUUUCCCUUUCAUGAACCUUUUUAAUGUCAAGAGAAUUUUAUAAGAAAAACUAUAUCAACACAUUUAUCACUUAAAAUGAGUUUAUGUUUAUACAUAAAUAUAGACUAUAGACCUAAAAUGUAAUGAUUUAUAUUUAAUUAUAUGUAGACUGCGCGUGAUGCUAACCCUAGGUAGCCCAAAGGUAUUUGUGUUUUAAUCUAAAGCGUCCAUCCAGUUUAAUAUCGCGGUCUGUGACGUAAACACAUUGCUAUGCUAACUGGUUUUUUUUUCUCUUUUUCAAACUACUUGCUAACAACCUUUUUUAAUCAAUUUUGCAUGUCUAUAAACGGGAUAAAAGGUUUCACCUUUGCGUCUCCCCGCGAAUUUUAAGGCGGGCUAAUAAAAUGCCAAAUUCGCGUUAGUAUUUAGACACCCACUGAGUGGGUUACAGGUGUGCCGUUUUGAGGAUGCAUUACCAAACUAGUAUAGUUUACAGUCCUCAACCCCUAUAUGUGUACGUUCCUCUAUGAUAUGGUAAUAACAGGCUGAUAUAUGUUUAGUGAAAACAUAAACCCACAAGUCAUAACAUCAAUGCAUUAUGCAUAGCCCAAUGCAUAUGACGCCAAUAUAUUUUGAAAAAAUAAUUUACAAAACCAUGAGAAUACAUUUAAAAUAAAUGGGAAUAAGUAUAUUGUUGGCUUCAUAUAUACGCCACCACCUGCUCAGAGUUAUGUAUUAUG